Molecule: messenger RNA, 705 nt
Organism: Botrytis porri
Lineage: Eukaryota; Fungi; Ascomycota; Leotiomycetes; Helotiales; Sclerotiniaceae
Exons: 3
Coding region: 1-705 (234 amino acids)
Source: RefSeq, a predicted model, not a curated record
AUGCAAGCUAUCUACGCCUCCGAAUCUUCAGCAACAGCAACAGCGCAGCUCCAACUCAGUCUUAAAUCCUUGCCAGUCCCAACUAUUUCCUCGAAUUCCAACACAGCUUUAAUUCGCGUGCACGCAGCAGGAAUUAAUCCUUCCGACCUUGCCAACGUAGUCCUUGAUCGAUUCGGAGGAAAGAAACCUAUAAUUCCAGGUCACAAUUUCCCUGGUACAGUGAUUCAAGCCUCAUCUUACCCCCAACUGGAGGGUGUUGAGACAUCGGCUGCGGGUGUUCCAUACUCAACUGCUUAUUUGAUGCUGGAGAAAGCUGCCGCACGUGCUGGAGAUGUGGUCCUGAUUUUUGGCACCAGAGGAGCAGUCGGAAAGGCUGCGAUAGAGCUUGGUCUUGCGAUAUUAGGAAAGUCGGGGCGAUAUGUUUUCGCGUCUGGCAUGAGAGGAGGUGGACCAGAAGCGAAAAUUAAUGUCAUGAAAAUGCUCGCAAUGGAUCAAAGCUUACAUGGAGUUAAUAGCUGGAGCUUUGCCUUAGCUGAGACAAAAAAUAUCAUGGAUAAUUUGGGAAAAAUGUUCGAAGAUGGAGUGAUUAACGGCCCUGAGGAGGAUUCUCUGACCAAAAUCAGACUUACAGAUGCAGUUGAAGCAUACCAGGAGGUUGCAAAAUUUGAUGGAAAGAAAUUCGUGAUUGCUAUGCAGGACCAGUAA